This is a messenger RNA of Pollicipes pollicipes, 1293 nucleotides long. RefSeq names its product cyclin-dependent kinase-like 1. The record is from RefSeq and is a predicted model, not a curated record. Gene Ontology annotation, cellular component: nucleus. The coding region runs from base 85 to 1293 and encodes 402 amino acids. Gene Ontology annotation, biological process: protein phosphorylation. The transcript has 10 exons. Gene Ontology annotation, molecular function: protein serine/threonine kinase activity; ATP binding. Lineage: Eukaryota; Metazoa; Arthropoda; Thecostraca; Pollicipedomorpha; Pollicipedidae.
GUGCCGAGGGUGUGUGCCGCGUGGCAGGUGGAGCGCACUUCGUAUCCGGAGCUCGCCAGCAACAGCGGCAAAUCAACAGCAGCGAUGGACAAGUACGACCAGCUGGGCAUUGUGGGCGAAGGCUCGUACGGGGUGGUGCUGAAGUGUCGCCACCGCGAGUCGGGCAGGCUGGUGGCCAUCAAACGCUUCCUCGAGGGCGAGGAGGACGAUCCGCACGUCAGGAAGGUGGCCAUGCGCGAGAUACGCAUGCUGAAGCGCCUGCGUCAUGAGAACCUGGUCAACCUGCUGGAGGUGUUCCGGCGGAAGCGGAGGCUCUGCCUGGUGUUCGAAUUUGUGGAGAACACGGUACUGCACCUCCUGGAGGCGCGGGAGGUCGGCGGCCUGGAGGAGGCUAGCGUGCGCAGCUACAUGCUGCAGGUGCUGCGGGCUCUGCUCUUCUGUCACGGACAGGGCGUCAUUCAUAGAGACAUCAAGCCUGAAAAUGUCCUAGUUUCCGGGAGCGGCGUUGUCAAAUUGUGCGACUUUGGGUUCGCCAGGCCCCUGGCGGGUCCGGGCGAAAGCUGCACUGACUAUGUCGCCACUAGAUGGUAUCGCGCUCCCGAGCUCCUGGUCGGCGACACCACAUAUGGCAAGGAGGUGGAUGUCUGGGCAGCCGGAUGUCUGUUCGCGGAGAUGGUGACGGGAGAGCCCCUGUUUCCCGGCGACAGUGACGUCGAUCAGCUACAUCACAUUCUUCAGAUCACCGCCCACGUGGCUCGAGCCGGCUACAGAGCUGCCGCUCACGGCCUGCGGCUGAGGGGAGCCGGCCGGCCCCUGUUCGCCAACAAGUUCCCGAACUGGCCGCCACAUCAGCUGCAGCUGCUGCAGGCUUGUUUAGAGAUGGACCCUUGCCAGCGGCCAGACUGUGCCGUUCUCGUCCAGCAUGAAUACUUCACACACGACCAGUUCGCCGACAAACACAUGGACGAGAUCACCAGAAGAAUACAGCAGUCGUCGGUGCUCUAUGAAAGUGUGCACGACGAGCUGCGGCCGACCGUGCUUGAGCUCAUCCGCCAGCAGCGCCGCCAAGCGGAGGAUCCCGGAGUCACGUUGCCCAACGUGCGGGGCGCCGCGGGCAUCUCCGCUUUGGAGAUACCGUUUAUUUUCCGCGGCGCGCCGCCCGGCCACAGCGAGCACGAACAGAUCCGGAUGACUGAGCGCAUCAGCGCCGCUUGGCACCCACCUCUACCCGUCACGGACCAGAGCGCGACGCUCGUGACGCAUGCCGUGACGCGCUGCUGCGGCAUGCCGUGA